Molecule: messenger RNA, 360 nt
Organism: Mesorhabditis spiculigera
Lineage: Eukaryota; Metazoa; Nematoda; Chromadorea; Rhabditida; Rhabditidae
Source: the annotation of a GenBank genome assembly
AUGUAUCAAAAACCGGUCUUCCUGCCAGUUAUCGUCAUCCUCCUUGCGCUCUUCUCGGGAUGUCGAGGCGAUUCAUUAAAUGCCACGAACAAUAACACAUCUUCGAGGGCUGAAUUCCAAAAAUCUGCCAAGGUUAAUGGAACGGAAGACAUUGCUGCCAUCCACCGCGUCGACGUCCCGGUGAAGGACCACACCGUCGAGGCGAUACUUGCUACACUGGCGAUAUUGAUUUUGGGCGUUGGUGCCUGUUACUGUAUCCAUCUGUAUCGCCGUGAGCACGAGCGUACGCAGAGACGCCAAAUUGAACCAGAACAAGCCAAGCAGGUGCAACUCAAAACGUAUACGAAGGUGGCGCCCAAG